GUUUAAAAGUUUCACUUAAAUAUAAGUUUAUAAAACGCUAAUCUGAGUCUUUGUUUCCUUUAGCUCAAUAAUAUCUAAAGUGAAUAAGUUGUUGGAUUACCCUCAUCUACGCUUUUAAAUAAAGUAAUAACCGGGUACUAAUAUAGUGAUCUUUAUUAUCAGAAGUGGAAAUCACGUGCCAUGGGCAAACGCAGGCGGUAUCGCAAGCGAGUACAAUCGUCAAGUAGCAGUAGUACGACGAGUUCAAGUUCCAGCACGUCAUCACCUCGGCCCAGAAAGAAGUCAAAGGUAUCACGUCACCACGAGACCAAAGCUGUGAGUACCUUGAACAAUAUAAUACCCGAGUUUGACCCCUUAAAUGACGAUAUCAAUGCAUGGCUUAAUAUUAUUCAAUCCUACUCAGCAACGUUCGGCUGGUCCGACGAAACAAUGCGUUAUCAAGCUCUUAAUAAGUUGAAAGGCUCUGGCAAAGUCUGGUAUGAUUCGUUAUUGCGUACUGAUAGUCAGUGGCCUACAUGGAAAUGGAGUGAUUGGAAUCGGCGUUUGGCUAGUAGUUUUCAAACACGUCGUAAUAUGUUUGAAUUAUUAAAAGAAAUUAUAAAUAAAAAACCGAUAGAAAAUCAAUCGCUGUAUGAAUUUUAUUUUGAUAUUAAAUGUAAAAUUGAUCGAUUAUCUUUAAACUUUAGUGAGCAAGAUAUUAUAUCUCUUAUUGUCGGAAGUAUAGGCGAUAGCAAUAUAGGAGCAUCUAUUGAGGCGAGUAAUUUUAAAUCUUGCCACGAUCUAGCUAGUUACCUUCACGGUCGUACCUACAAAGGCAAACUCUCAAAACAAACCAGUUCGGGUAGUUCACGUGAAAAUCAACCUAAAACGGUGGAUCAAACGAAUAAUAAUUAUAGCCAGCUGUCUACGAACGUUAUAUCUUCAAAUAAUAAUGCUAAUUCUCGUAAUGCGAAUGAAAGUAUUAAAACCAAUUCAACACAAAUUCGGAAACCUAUUAAAUGUUAUACAUGCGGUGGAAAUCAUACAAGGAAUCAGUGUGACCUAAUUAAAUGCAAUUUUUGUAAUAAAAAAGGCCAUGUUGAGGCUGUGUGCCGUAGUAAGAAAAGUGCAGGGUUAAUGAAACCGGAAAUUGAGGAAACUAAAUUGAUCCAAACCCCUGACCCGCGAAAUAAAUUUGUUAAAACGAUUAGCAUUAAUCAUUUUGCUCACGAGGCAUUUAUUGAUACGGGAAGCAGUUGUUCCUUGGUUUCCGAAUCGGUGGUGGAAAAAUAUUCACUUCAAAUUAGUAUACUACCCUCACCGGUUCUGUUACAAGGGUUUUCUAAGCAUAAUUCUAAACCGGUCACUCAUAAAGUCACUGUAAAUUUAAAAAUUGACAGCGUGUCAUUAACUAGUGUGGACUUUUACGUUAUUGAUGACUUGGUAGGUUGUGAUAUACUUAUCGGCCGUAACAUAACCGAGAGAAAUGAUUUGAUAUACUCGCGUGUAGGUAAUUCAUUCAAGUUCGAUUAUGCACAAUCACUUACUGAAUUUUGUGACGCUAUACAUGAGAGUAAGAUCGACGCUGAAACUCACUUAAAUGAACUGCUUUAUUUAAUAAGACAAUACUAGAAUCACUAAAAACUAUUGGGGCAGAUACUACUGAAGAUAGGUGGGAUAGAUAUAUUAAAAUAAUACAACAAGGUUUGAACAGCACAAUCCAUAGAACCAUUAAUGCCGUUCCUUGUGAGGUUUUACUAGGAUAUCGUUUGCGCGUCGAUAAUGACAAUAUAGAGCCAGAGCUUGAUGAUGAAUCGCUAGUGGACGUGACGAAGUUGCGAGCAAAGGUAGACAAAAAUAUUAAAGCCAGCGCAAUAUCACAAAAACAAAGAUUUGAUAAAACUCGGUCAAAAGCCAAAAUUUACGAAAAAGGAGAUUUAGUAUUGAUAAAAAUACAAAGCCAGAGCAACGAUGGUCGAAGCAGGAAACUCCUGCCCAUCUUCAAAGGACCGUUUCGAGUAAAAAAAGUUUUGGGAAAUGAUAGAUAUGAAGUAACAGAUCUCAGGGGUUCUGAAAGGAGUAGUAAACCGUACAACGGCGUGGCAGCUGCAGAAAAUAUGAAGUAUUGGAUACAAAUAGAUGACUGGAAAUUGGAUGAGAUAAUCGGGAAUCAAGAAAAUAAGGUCCGUGUUGGCAAGUAAUACUCCUAAGGUGUUUUACCUAGCCUCGUGGUGCGCCUGGGACAUGCGCCUUGCAGAAUGGCCGUGUUGGCAACUUCGUGGAGCGUGCGUCAUCAGUUGGUGAACGAAAAACGCGAACGCCUCGCUUGUGACAGGACUACCACGGCGGCACGUGGUGGGGAGGCGACCGGCUGACGGCGGGUUUGGCGCGCCGGGCUCUCUUGGGUGGAAACCGCGCAACGGAGUAGUUGUCCUU
Trichoplusia ni (cabbage looper) is the source of this 2415-nucleotide messenger RNA. RefSeq lists its product as uncharacterized. Bases 181 to 1611 code for a protein of 476 amino acids. The record is from RefSeq and is a predicted model, not a curated record. The transcript has 2 exons. Lineage: Eukaryota; Metazoa; Arthropoda; Insecta; Lepidoptera; Noctuidae.